Messenger RNA from Suillus subaureus, 2933 nucleotides. RefSeq lists its product as uncharacterized. Lineage: Eukaryota; Fungi; Basidiomycota; Agaricomycetes; Boletales; Suillaceae. Bases 1 to 2826 code for a protein of 941 amino acids. The record is from RefSeq and is a predicted model, not a curated record. Gene Ontology annotation, molecular function: hydrolase activity, acting on carbon-nitrogen (but not peptide) bonds. The transcript is spliced from 14 exons.
AUGGGUAGCUCACCGUUAGCGACACGUCCUCCUUUUCGACGUUGGGCUCACCUAGUCCUGUUUACCAUCACAUUCGUCUACAUCCUUUUCCAUUCCUCAACCUUCAUCUCUUCGGCGUUCUCUCAAUCCAGCCCACAGGAGUUCGCACGUCGUUCCCAGAUCCUCUCCAAAUGUGCCUACAUACGUGCUAAACCCGGGCCUCCACCCAAUUUCCAUACCCGCACCCAGAGUGACCGCCUCGCAGAUUCAGAGAACACGACUCCCAUUCUUGUGCGUAAUGCGACCAUCUGGACAGCCGCCAAUGACGGGCACGAGGUUCUCACUGGUGACCUCCUCAUGCACCACGGUCUUAUCAAAGCCAUUGGGGAUAUUCCUCUUUCUCUGAUUCGGCAGUUUGAGUUAAAGAACAGGAAAUUGGAGGUUAUCGAUGUUCACGGAGCGUGGGUGACCCCUGGCAUUGUGGACUUACACUCUCAUAUCGGUGUCGGCAGUGCACCUCAGCUCAAUGGUGCGGGCGACACGAACUCUCGUAAGGCCCCUAUAUUGCCCUGGUUGCGCAGUAUUGAUGGGUUGAACACCCAUGAUGCGUCAUAUGAACUCGCCAUGGCUGGAGGCGUCACCACCGCUCAAAUUCUCCCCGGGAGCGCAAAUAAUAUCGGUGGCCAGGCAUUCAUCAUAAAGCUUCGCCCUACAGCCGAACGUUCGCCUUCUUCCAUGCUCCUCGAGCCUCCCUACACCCUCAAUGGCUCUCACUUUGACCACACUCUCACGCCCCGCUGGCGACACAUGAAGUCUCUCACUCACUCACAAGGCGAAAAUCCCUCUCGUGUCUAUGGCAUGACACGCCUUGAUUCUGGGUGGAACUUCCGUGCCGCCUACGACAGUGCUCGAAAGCUGCGUGACGCUCAGGACGAUUUCUGUGCCAAGGUAGAAUCUGAUUCCUGGGAUGACCUCGCGGGGAAGAUAUUUCCUGAAGAACUGCAAUGGGAAUCCCUUGUCGAUGUGCUCCGCGGACGUGUGAAGCUUGCUGUGCACUGCUACGAGGCGGUUGAUCUCGACGGAAUCGUCCGCCUUACAAAUGAGUUUGAGUUCCCCGUGGCGUCAUUCCACCAUGCUGGGGAAACAUAUCUCGUUCCGGAGUUGUUGAAGAAGACGUGGGGGGGCACACCUGCCAUCGCGCUCUUUGCAUCCAACUUCCGGAAGAAACGCGAGGCGUAUCGAGGAUCGGAGUUCGCUCCACGGGUGCUGGCAGAGCAUGGAAUCGACGUUGUUAUGAAGUCUGAUCACCCUGUUGUCAACUCCCGUUACCUCCUGCAUGAAGCCGCCCAAGCGCACUAUUAUGGCCUCGACCCUGCACUCGCACUCCUUUCCGUUACGUAUACUCCUGCCACUGCCAUGGGGAUGGGCCAUCGGAUUGGGAUGCUGAAACCAGGGUAUGAUGCUGAUGUUGUGAUCUGGUCUUCCCACCCACUUUCGCUUGCUUCAACGCCCGCCCAGGUCUACAUCGACGGUAUCCCCCAGCUCUCCCUUCCCGGCCACUAUAUUGCCAAGGGACCCACUACACCUCCACGCACGCCAAAUUUCGACUCAGAAAAGGUGGCGGCAGUUGUGCAUGAGGGUAUUCCCCCUCUUGAGCCUCGCAGCGUCAAAAGUGCGAUAUUCGUGAAUGUGUCGAGGCUUUAUGUAAGAGGUGAUGACUCGAGUGGGGUGAUGUGUGUUUCCGAGCAGGCGGGAUUGGUGGGCGUGGAAGAUGGCCGAGUGGUGUGUGUUGGUCAAUGCUCGGAUUUUGCAGAAGGGGAUGUCGAUACUGUAAACCUUGAAGGCGGUGCGAUCACACCUGGACUGACGAGCUUCGGUGCGCCACUGGGGCUCGUGGAGAUAAGGCUUGAGCCGAGCACGAACGAUGGAAGUGUUCAUAACCCUCUCAAUGGAGAUCUGCCCGCCAUAUUGGGUGACACAAUCAUGAGAGCACAAGAUGGGCUCAUGUUUGGUGGUCAGAACUUGCUAUUAGCCUAUCAUGGCGGUGUCACAACAGCCAUCACUGCGCCAUCUGGGACCUUCCUGCAAGGCGUAUCUACUGCAUUCUCACCUGGAGCUGCGCAUGCAAGCGUGGAAAAUGCGAGCGUUGUUGAUGAGGUCGCAUUGCAUGUGGGUAUAAGCAUGUCUUCCAGGGUAGGCGUGAGCACGCAGGUGGCAGCACUAAGGAACAUGUUAUUUGGGAGGGGUAGGGAUGAAGUACUCAGGAGCGUUAGAAAGGUUAGCUUAUCCUCUUGCAUUGAAUUGACGCUGAUAUCUAUUGUUGACGUUGAGAGCGCAGACAUAAUGGCAACGCUGCUUCGGCUCAAGGAUGAGUAUGAGGCUCAUUCCGGCAGGGAGCUUCGUAUGACCUUCGCAGGGGCAACCGAGGCUCAUAUCAUUGCGCACGAGAUUGCGAGGGCAGGCGUGAGUGUGAUAGUCACACAGAGUAAACCAUACCCAUCAACUUGGGAGCAGCGGAGGAUACUUGCUGGCCCGCCGAUCACGCAGGAGAGUCUGGUUACUGCGCUGUUGAAGGCCGGCGUCAAUGUAGGCAUUGGUGUUGUUGAUGAGUCCAAUGCCCGGAAUACACGUUUCGAAGCCGGUUGGUUCCUCUUCACGUCCAAUGGUUUUAUUGACCGCACGACGGCUCUCGCACUUGCCACGACAAAUCUCGAGAAGGCGCUUGGAAUACAGAGGGAGAUGCCUCAGGACCUUGUGGCAUACCGUGGUGGGGAUGUGUUCGAGUUUGAAGCCAAGGCAGUUGGAGUUAUAUCGGAAACAUUGGGGCGAAUAGAUUUAUUUGUGUGAUCAGUGACCAGAGCAAGAUCCUCAUUCGUAGGCUCUGAGUUUCAUUAUAGGAACGGAUGUAUAACAACUGAUAGUACACAUUCAGUACUGUACAGUAAUCAAUGUGA